AUGCUUAUAUGCGUACCGGCCUAUUGGCUAAACAAGAACACAUGCGCUUGGCUGAAAAGAAAUUCAAAAAAAUUCAUUCAGAAAAAGACCAAACCAAAUGAAAUUGAGUUCGACUUUUUAAAGGCUCGUAAAAUGGGAAAAGAUAGAGAUAGUUAUACUUUAGCUAGGGAAAAAGCAAAUAAGGCAGAGUAUACAUCUGACUUAUCAACAACACCAACCAAGCAAAAAUACAAUAAUAUGAAACCUACAUUAAAAACUAAAAAAAAAGUUAAAUGUCAACAAAAAGAAAAUAGUGUUUUGUGGAAUCCGUCUUCAAGUGAAAGUAUAGUUGACGACAAUCAUAAUACCAACCGAGAAUCAAAUUUAAGUCCUAUAGCAGAAAGUAUUCUAGUAUUAUCUGGUACACCAAGUUCUCCAGCUAUACAGCUAAUCUCAGCAGGAUUACCUUCAAAAAUAUCUAACAGUUCUCAAAGCACUAUUAUUGCCGUAAAAAAAAAUUAA
Messenger RNA from Metopolophium dirhodum (rose-grain aphid), 501 nucleotides. RefSeq lists its product as uncharacterized. The record is from RefSeq and is a predicted model, not a curated record. The coding region runs from base 1 to 501 and encodes 166 amino acids. The transcript is spliced from 4 exons. NCBI's taxonomy places the organism in Eukaryota, Metazoa, Arthropoda, Insecta, Hemiptera, Aphididae.